AUGAACUUCAGCACUGAUGCCCAUUGCGGCAGUCAUACCAGCAAAGAAAAUAUUCCACCUUCAGGUAAAUCAGAAGUGCAGCAGGUCCAGCGACCCAGGCAACGGACUGUGCUCGGUGUGCUGUCAGAAAAUGAGCAGCGUGGCCGAUCCCACAGCCAGGUGGGUAAAAGGAGGGUGCACCGCCUGGAAAGUACUGUCUUGUGAAAAAAAAGAAUAAAAUUUCAAAUUCAUCUCUAAAUGACACUUAUUCUAAGUGGUUUUCCUCUACAGGGAAGCCAAUUUUCUAAACACAGCUCAGUCACAGACAGCUCCCAGCUCACCUUCUUUGGCUGCCGCUCCAGUUCCAGCUUUGACGUGUACGUUGAAGAGGCCUGUGAGGUUGUUCUUGCAGUUUCUGGUCAAGAAGUUGGCAGCUGCUCUGCGGAUGCAGAAAGUGAAGGCCUUAACAAUGAUCAUGCGGGACUACUACUGGAACUGAGCUCAAGUGAGUUUGCUAAAAAAAAAAACCCACACCAUUCUCAACGCAGAACUACUCUUCUUCUUAAACUAAUGAUUGUUGCCUCUUGCAGGUUCUUGCCAGGAUGUUUCCAUGCAGUCUGAACUUGAUAAAUCCCUGAUGUCAGGAGAGGUGCUGUGUGUCUCACAGUAUGCACAGGACAUUCACUGGCACCUGAGGGAGAAGGAAGUGCGAAAUUACCCACCAAAAAUCAUUAGUUUUGUAUUGCUAUUCAUAAGGAACAUUAAAUGCAUCAUAGUUAUGAGGAUUUGAAGGGAAAAAUCUUUCAUUCUCCUUUGCUUCCAAUGCUAGGUGCAAUUAAAGCCACAGCCAGGCUACUUAGACAAACAUCCAGAAAUCACUAAUGACAUGCGGGUCAUCCUGGUUGACUGGCUGGUGGAAGUUGUUCAAGAAUAUGACCUUCGUCCUGAGACUCUUCACCUCGCUGUCAACUAUUUAGACCGCUUUCUCUCCUGCACAGCACUCGUGAAACGGGGCAAGCUGCAACUGGUCGGCACUGCUGCAUUAAUGAUCGCCGCGUAAGCAUAUCCUUCUGUCUCUACACAUUUGAAACUUUGCAUUAACUCACUCAUUUGCCCGAAAAACUGUUUAUUUAUGAGCACAUAAAACUGUUUAUGCUUUAUCUUAUAGUAAGUAUGAGGAGAUUUCCCCUCCAGAGCUGAGUGAGUUUGUGUACACCACUGACAGCACCUAUACCCAGACGCAGUUGAUCCACAUGGAGCGUGUUUUCCUCCGAGUGCUGGCUUUCAGGAUGGCAGCGCCUACUGUAAACCAAUUCCUUCGCCUUUACAUGUCCAUCCAGCCUGUGUGCCCCAUCACAGAGAAUCUUGCCAUGGUGAACAAAACGAGCAAACCAGACUUUUAAUGUACUUCAUCUGUCUUUGAGGUGACCGCCUUCAAGUCUUUGGAUUUCAUUGUAAUUUGCUGGUGUGUUUUUUCUGCUUCUAGUAUGUAGCAGAAUUAAGCCUCCUGGAAAUCCACCCAUUCCUGCAGUACAGACAGUCAGUAGUGGCAGCUGCAGCAUACUGCCUAGCUAUCUAUACUGUAAACAGAAAUCUGUGGGUAAGUUUGUCCAGACCACCAGUCAUUUCUAAGAGAACCCCCCAAGGAUGAAGCCUAAAUGUGACUAUUAAGGUUUUUUCCCCUCAUUUUAGCCUGGUUCCUUACGUUCUUUUACUGGUUAUACCACGGCUGAAAUUGAUCCUUGCCUGUCUGAACUCUACAAGCUGUACGUCUGUGCAGAGAGUCGCCCACAACAAGCAGUCAGGGAAAAGUAUAAGAGUUCAAAGUAA
Molecule: messenger RNA, 1809 nt
Organism: Xyrichtys novacula (pearly razorfish)
Lineage: Eukaryota; Metazoa; Chordata; Actinopteri; Labriformes; Labridae
Source: the annotation of a GenBank genome assembly